Eubalaena glacialis (North Atlantic right whale) is the source of this 1787-nucleotide messenger RNA. RefSeq names its product nucleosome assembly protein 1-like 2. Gene Ontology annotation, molecular function: chromatin binding; histone binding. Bases 382 to 1731 code for a protein of 449 amino acids. The transcript has a single exon. Gene Ontology annotation, cellular component: chromatin; nucleus. The record is from RefSeq and is a predicted model, not a curated record. NCBI's taxonomy places the organism in Eukaryota, Metazoa, Chordata, Mammalia, Artiodactyla, Balaenidae. Gene Ontology annotation, biological process: nucleosome assembly.
GAGAGACAGCUGCGUAAUCAUAUUGCGGCACCGUUUUUACUUGCAGCAGCUGCUGCUUGCGGAGGACAUCAGCCCACUGCGGCUCUCUGCAGUCUCUGGCCCGCUCCUGCAGGACCGGUCACUGCGGCCAUUGCUACUCUCUGCACCCCAGCCCGGCCACCGCUGCCUCUGUCCUGUUCUCACAGCCUCAGCACCGCCUUCAUCCUGGCAGCAGCCUCGACCGUCGCUCCCAGCUCCCGUAUCGCAGUCCGACCACUACCGCACGUUCCACCUCUGCCCCAGCCACCGCCGCUUCUGAUAUUCCGGUGAGUCUUUCCUUGCGGAGGUCAGGUCUCCUGAUCUUGGCGGUAGCCACCUUAGGCGUGUGAGGUCCUUUGAAAAAUGGCCGAGUCAGCCGACCACAAGGAACUGUUAGAAUCCAGUCAAGAAGAGGCUGGUGAUAAGGUAAUGAUGGAGGGGCCCAGGGAACAGCCGGAGCGCGGUGAAGAAGCCGCCGCGGGGCCUGGGGAAGAAGGGGAAAAAGGUGAAGAGGCUGCUGCUGGGUCCGGGGAUGGCGGGGAAAAAGGUGAAGAUGCUGAUGAGGACUCAGACCCAGACCGUCCAAAAGGACUUAUCGGUUAUCUUUUAGAUACAGACUUUGUUGAAAGUCUGCCUGUGAAAGUUAAAUACCGUGUGUUAGCCCUAAAAAAGCUUCAAACUAGAGUGGCCAAUCUAGAAUCCAAAUUCCUAAGGGAAUUUCAUGGUAUUGAAAGAAAGUUUGCUGAAAUGUAUCAACCUUUAUUGGAAAAAAGACGUCAGAUAAUCAAUGCAAUCUAUGAACCUACAAAAGAGGAAUGUGAAUAUAAAUCAGACUCUGAGGACUAUGAUGAUGAGAUGUAUGAUGAGGAAGAGAUGUGUGGUAUUGAGGAGGGUCUGCUACAUGACUACAUAGAUGAGGAUGACGGUUGUGAAGAAGAUUAUUAUGAUUAUGCUAUUGAAGAGGAUGAUGAUGAUGAUGAUGACGACAAUGAUGACGACGACACCGAGGCAGCUGGAGAUGAGAAUAAAGAAGAGGAUCCUAAAGGAAUUCCUGAUUUUUGGCUGACUGUCUUAAAAAACGUUGACACACUCACUCCUUUGAUUAAGAAAUAUGAUGAGCCUAUUCUGAAGCUCCUGACAGAUAUUAAAGUGAAGCUUUCAGAUCCUGGUGAACCUCUCAGUUUCACGCUAGAAUUUCACUUCAAACCAAAUGAAUAUUUCAAAAAUGAGCUGUUGACAAAGACCUAUGUGCUGAAGUCAAGGCUAGCAUAUUAUGAUCCCCAUCCCUAUAGGGGAACCGCGAUUGAGUAUUGCAUAGGCUGUAAAAUAGAUUGGAAUGAAGGAAAGAAUGUCACUUUGAAAACAGUCAAGAAAAAGCAGAAACACCGGAUCUGGGGAACAAUUCGAACUGUGACUGAAGAUUUCCCCAAGGAUUCAUUCUUCAAUUUCUUUACUCCUCAAGGAAUCAACUCAAAGGGAAAGGAUGGAAAUGAUGAUUUUCUACUUGGUCACAAUUUACGUACUUACAUAAUCCCAAGAUCAGUAUUAUUUUUCUCAGGUGAUGCACUUGAAUCUCAGCAGGAGGGGGUAGUUAGGGAAGUUAAUGAUGAAAUUUAUGACAAAAUUAUUUACGAUAAUUGGAUGGCUGCAAUUGAGGAAGUUAAAGCCUGUUGCAAAAAUCUUGAAGCAAUAGUAGAAGACAUUGAUCGCUAAAGCAGAGUGUACAUGGCCCUGAAAUUAAUUGCCCUAGAUCUAGUUACUCAAGUUAU